Sparassis crispa is the source of this 300-nucleotide messenger RNA. RefSeq lists its product as hypothetical. NCBI's taxonomy places the organism in Eukaryota, Fungi, Basidiomycota, Agaricomycetes, Polyporales, Sparassidaceae. The coding region runs from base 1 to 300 and encodes 99 amino acids. The record is from RefSeq and is a predicted model, not a curated record. The transcript has a single exon.
AUGAAGUCGGGUUCUUCUACCGGCGCGAAGAAGGCUAAUAAGUCUUCCCCUGUGCCCCCGGCUGAUCCCAUCUCCGACAAAUUGUCCUGCCCACGCAGUGUGCAGGGCUCGUAUUCAAGCCACCAAGCUCGCACGAGAACGAAUAACAUUAGCUCACAGGUGAUGAGCUUCUGGCCAGCGCUGCACAAGGCGAAAAGCGAGGUCGUGAAAUGGACGCGCCAAUGUGCGGCGCUCGAUUUUGGAGAAGUAGUUGCUGGAGCAUCGGUUGGAAGAGAAGCAGCAGCAGAAGAAGCUGGUUGA